Molecule: messenger RNA, 1605 nt
Organism: Daldinia decipiens
Lineage: Eukaryota; Fungi; Ascomycota; Sordariomycetes; Xylariales; Hypoxylaceae
Exons: 1
Coding region: 695-1396 (233 amino acids)
Biological process (GO): mitochondrial respiratory chain complex IV assembly
Cellular component (GO): mitochondrial inner membrane
Source: RefSeq, a predicted model, not a curated record
CUUGUAUUCAACGGCGAGCAAACGGCGAACAGCGGGCGCUAAUUUCGUAAUAGGUGCCUUUAGUACCUUCCUAGGCCUUUUUAGCACUUUUUAGCCUGUAAGACUUAUACGACUGAUGCGUAAGCCACAAACUGCAUUAGCCACAAUACGGGAAUAACUCGGGCUCUGCUCUAUUUUGCCGAACCACAUUCCAUCGUACCAGUGUGCGCCGGAACGUGCCACCGAUGGAUUACAUCAUGUAAUUUUUUCCCGACUUUCUCCUCUGCGAACAGCUUCGUCGAUUUGACGUUGUGUUAUGUUACUAAGAGUCACCGCUUGAAUCCGCCUGAAUCCCGAAGAAGAGCCAAUUGCAAACUACAGGUGCUCAAUUGAAUUCUGUCACCGUUUAAUUUCCAACUUACCAGAUCCUCAAAUAUAAUACCCCGCGUACCGACCAAACUAUCACGAUAAUACACAUUCAAAGCAAUCGUAUUAGAUAUUCCUAAGAUACCCACACAUCGCACAUUUCUCACGACCACGUGCACAUACACCUAGAGUUAUACAGAUCUUGUAAUACUAGAGACAAGACAAGACAAGACAAGACAGGACAAGACCCCAUCCCAAAGCAUCGGACUGCCUAUGAUAUAAAGAAGUAUCGGAGUAGUCGAAAGAAUCGAUAAAACCCCGCACCACAUAUAAACAUAAAGCCGCAGCCAUGAAGAUUAUUUCGAAAGAGGAAGAACAAGCGCACUAUGGCCGAGUGCUUACAGGCGGUCUCAUCGGUGGCUCCCUAGGUAUCGGUGCUGGAUUAGUUGGCGUCAUGGUCGCAUCGCGGCGGUAUCCAGUCUUCCGAUCGCUCACGCUCCCCUUCCGCGCCUUUCUCGUCACAUCCACAGGUACCUUCGGCGCAAUCAUCAACGCCGAGCGGUAUUCGAAUGCCUUCCACAAGGCCAACAACCCCAUGAACUUCUACGUCGACGAGGCCCAGCGCACACAGGAGCUUAUCCGCCAGCAAGAGACCAACUGGGAGCGCUUCACCACGUGGGGCCGCGAAAACAGGUAUUCCAUCGUCUUCGCCUCCUGGAUCGCCGCCAUGGGCGUCGCACUGGGUAUCGUCGGCCGCAACAAGUACCUCUCCACCUCGCAGAAGCUCGUUCAGGCUCGUGUGUACGCCCAAGGCCUAACGCUAGCCGUGCUCGUCGCCUCCGCCGUCUUCGAGACGGCCGAUGCCCGGUCCGGAACCGGUCGCUGGGAGACUAUCAAGGUGCUCGACCCCAACGACCCCGAGCACAAGACCCUCAUCGAGAAGCGCGUCCACAAGGAGGAGUACGAGGGCCAGGAUCUCUGGAAGGAUAUGGUGGCUGCUGAGGAGCGCCGGCUCGCCGCCCAGAAGACGCAGAAGGGAAACUCGCAAUAGGCGGCUGCUGGGUGGCGGCGUUCAACCGCUGGGGGAAUGGGAUGGUGGGAAAUACAUGGUGGGAGCGGACCGCUAGGCUAGGUCAGACGAGGCGCCGCCUGCUGGGCGUGUAGAGCGGUUAGGCAUUUCCAUUGCGUCCCGGAUUCGCCUGCAUAUUUUCCUUUGCAUCGAUCAUUGUCCCGGAGUUUCGGCCAUGUGCGGUUGGGUUG